Dimorphilus gyrociliatus is the source of this 4272-nucleotide messenger RNA. NCBI's taxonomy places the organism in Eukaryota, Metazoa, Annelida, Polychaeta, Dinophilidae. The record is from the annotation of a GenBank genome assembly.
ACAGUACUGCUCAAGGUCACCUUAGCAGACGACGUAUAAUAUUGACAUUAUUUUUCAACCGUUUUUUUUAUUCUAAUACAAAUUUUACUCUCUAACAAACAGUUCAUUUAGAAUUAUGGAAAUUUAGUUUGAGAGCUAUUUAUCAUAUAGAUAAUUAGCAUUUGCAAUAGUCUAUUAGUAUCAAAGUAUCCUUAGAUUUGAAGAACGAUAAUUGAUAUAAAAUAUAGAGAGCAAAAUGAAUAUUAUCACUAAAAGUAACUUGUUAAAGUUACAAUGUAACUUUAUUAAACAAGGGUUAGUUUCAUUUCACGGGACAAGUCAAAAGUCUGCGAUUGAAAUAAAAGUUGAUUAUAAGAUGAAAAAUAAAGAAGGUAUGAUUGAAAACAAAUCGGAAAUGAUAUCAAAAGAAGAUGAAACUGUUCAGAAAACAUUUCAUGGUCUUAUAAAAGGCGAGCGUUCAAGCUUAGCUAAAAGUAUAACAAUGUGUGAAUCAGUUCAUCCAAAAAAAAAGGCUCAAGCUCAAGUUUUGCUUGCCGAAGUUCUCGAAUACAAUAAGAAAAAGGGUAGAAAACGAAACGCCAAGAGUAACGCCCUACCAAUGACGAAACACGCAUCCUUAAAACAUGGAACAUUUAGAAUUGGUCUCUCUGGACCUCCAGGUGCGGGAAAAAGUACUUUUAUCGAGGCAUUUGGUAAAUUCUUAACUGAACGAAAGCAUAAAGUUGCCGUCUUAGCCGUUGAUCCUAGUUCAAGUACUACAGGAGGUUCUUUAUUGGGAGACAAAACGCGUAUGCCUGAAUUAUCGGUUGACGCUAACGCUUAUAUCAGACCUUCACCAUCCUCCGGAACACUUGGUGGAGUUACAAGAUCUACAAACGAGGCAAUUGUUCUCUGCGAAGGAGCAGGUUACGAUACUAUUCUUGUUGAGACAGUUGGAGUUGGACAAUCCGAGUUCGCAGUUGCUGAUAUGGUUGAUCUAUUCGUUCUCAUUCUACCACCAGCAGGUGGAGAUGAACUUCAAGGCAUUAAGAAGGGUAUAGUUGAAGUUGCUGAUUUAAUUGUUAUAAACAAAUCCGAUGGAGAUUUAGUAGCGGCGGCAAGAAGAAUCCAAAUGGAGUAUAUAUCUGCACUGAAAUUUAUAAGACGAAGAAGCAAAGUAUGGAAACCAAAAGUAAGAAGAAUUUCAUCAAAAACUAAAGAAGGUAUUGAAGAUCUUUGGGAAAAGAUGAAAGAAUAUAGGAAUCUCUCGCUAGAAAGCGGUGAACUGGAAACGAAAAGAAUGAAUCAACAAAAGAUUUGGAUGUGGAGUCAUAUAAAACAUGAGAUUAUUGAUAUAUUUAAAAACCAUUCUCAUGUAAAAGACAAAGUAGAUACUUUGGAAAAAGAGGUCUCGUUGGGUAAUAUUACUCCUGGUUACGCAGCUGAUACUCUGCUUAGUUUAUUCAAGAGCAAGAAACUCUAGAACAGUUUAAAGAACGAUUAGGCAUAUAAAUUAUUAAUUAACUGUUAAUUUGUAUUUUAUUUGAAAAGAAUAACAUUGAAAAAUGAUUAAAUAUUUUUUCGGAAUUAAGAUUAAAAGGUCUUUUCCUUGAAUUUGAAUAAUAUAUUAUUUUAUUGAGAAUGGAGAUGAUACCGUUGGAGAGAUAGGAACAGAGGAGGAGGUGGACGAAGAAGAAAAGGGAAAUGUAGAGGAUAAAAUAUUACUACUAUUUAUUAUUUCUUUUACAUCUGUUUUCGUAUUCGAAACCCUUUUUUGUUGCAUUCUUUUAAUGAUUAUUCUAUUUACCAAACAAAAUAUAAUAGAAGAGGUAAACAAACAUCCAAAGAUUGUUAAUUGUCCCAAUAGACUUAUUUUCAUCUCUUUUCUUCUAUUUCGAUAUUCGAAAUCGUCUCCGAAACAAUUAUAAUGAGGUUUUGAAGGUUUUGGAUUAUUGCAUUUUCUAGUUCGAAAGCUCUUCCCUUUAAUGUUUGAAUCGAAAUUCCAGUUAGACCAGCUACUCCAUUCUCCAAUAAGCGGUCUCCAGCAAAGUGUUUGAUGCUUCUCCUCGCAAUCGGCUCCUUGCCAUUGUAUUUCUUUUUCUUCGAUCAUGGCCAAGUAACAAUCACCUUCUAAACUACUCACAACUUUCUCAUCUACUACGUCAGUAUCGUUCCAAACGAAAGAGUCCCAUACAAAAGUUCUUUCGGGUCCUUUCAUCUUACGUAUACCUAACCAAAGAGUCAUGUUUUUAAAAGCAUUACGAAGAAAUCUGACCAGAUUUGAAGCUUUUUGAACAUUUGAUAAUUUAAAUAGAUGCAAACCGAGAUUCUGACAAUAUUGAACACCUUCCUCAUAAGUUAAAUAUCCUCCGUAUGACAAACAAUAACCGCUUAAUUCGUCAUAAUAAAAGAUUGGUAAUUGACAAACGUUGGACGUAAAAAUACAACGCUUAUCAGUCAAUCUGUAAAGUCUUUCUAAACUGCUAGAUUUCGAUUUCAAAAAAGAACAAAACGAUGUUGAUUUAACACAUUUAUAUCUUUUAUCUUCUAUCUUUAGUGAAUAAACUUCCCUACAAAGUUUAUCUUGUAAGCACCAAUUGAUACAGAGUUCAAAUGAUAUCAUAUUUUCAACGCUAUGCUGUAUUGUUGGAAUACUUAGAAAUUUAUUCAAGCUAACUUCUGAAUCAUCUCUUUGAGUAGCAAUCAUAGAUUGGCAAAUAUCCUUAGUUCUUAGGUGACCAUAAAAUUCAAUUUCAACUGCCAUAUGAACACUAUUCGGACUUGUAAAUUGCCAGCAACGUCGAACUUGUCUCUCUUCUAAGCUUUGCGUACCGCAGGGACUCUCUAAAAACUCUUCAGCAGGUCCAGGAUCGUUACACUUUCUUGUUCUAUAUUGUUUAAUAUUCGUAACAGACUUAAAGUAGCAAGGACAGUCGGACCAUUUUGUCCAAGGGGACCAACCACCUCUCAGAGGACGUUGGCAAAUUGCUGUUAACUUGGAGAAAUUGCAUAGGAUUUCAUUUUUUAAUGGCAAUCUUCUCCGAUUUAAACCAAACAUAUCCUUCAGAUCAACGGUUCGAUAGCUUACGUAUAAAGCGAUACAAUUCGAUAGAGGAAUGUCAGAUAUGUUUAAGCCUUUUAAUUGAUUAUUAUCCAAGAGUUCAUAUCGUUUUCCAUCGCCAAAAUUAGAGUUAUAAUGAAGUCGAUAAUCGAUUAGUUUUGUUGACAUCCAUACAGUUUCUUUUGAAGGGAAGAGCGUUUUUACAGAUUCAGAUAACAAAUCCGGUCUAAACAUAUUCAUUUCUAUACUCUGACAAUAUUUAGUAGCCUCUCUAUAUGUAACAUUCCUUUUAAUAACAAAACAAACUUUCGUUAAUGCGUCGUACAAGACGUUGUCAAUGGGAACGGUAGAAAAUUUUGAACAUAUAUCAUGAGUUUUUACAUAAAGCCAAUGCCCAGCUGGAAUAUAUGUAUAGGCAUAAUUAGGAUCAGUAUCGCAAUAUCUUUCGGUCAAACCGCAAUAACCAAUAAGUUUAUCAUCUUUCAUAGGAAUAUAUAAAAAUCCAACAUAGGUUUGAGAGUCGGAACAGAUUUUCCUACAUUCGAAAAAUGUCUUACCAACAAUGUACUUUCUUGCGGUAGGAUCAUUACCAUUCUCGUACGGAAUUAUUCUCUCUGUAGAGACAGAGGAGCUAUUCCGUUUAGUAAAACUACCGAAAUGAAAUCGAAAGAGAUGUGUAGGACCACAAAUAUCCCAUAGAGCUGGUCUAAAGAAUUUAAAUGAAUAUUUAAUAGAAGGCAAAGAUUGAAGGACCAUAUCUGGUCUUGGAAGUCUGUCAAAUAUCCUACACCAUAGUUUUAAUGUAAGAGGAGGUUGCGUACAAGAACUAUCACUCUUAAUCUUAAGGAAAGGUAUUUCUAAAAUAUGUCUUGGAUAUAUAUUUUCAUAUAAAUCAAUAAUCGAAUGAUUGAUUUCUAAGCCCAAGUGAUCAUCUUUAAAAGUAAUUGUGGGUUGUAAGUCUGCAUUGAGCCAUAAAUAAUCAAGUCCAAAUGUAGCACAUAAUCCUUUCAUUAAAUAUUUCCUUCUUUCUUGAGCUAAAGCUUUAAUGUUAUUGAUAUUUAUACAUAAAGGUUUAAGCAAACCAUUCCAUCUCAUAUAAAGAAAUCCACAACGGGAAUUUCCGCUAUUAAUUUCAAUUUGAUCAAUAAAACCAAAUAUAUUGACUGUUGCUUUAAUAUGAUCACAAUCGUGAUUAGUAAAUGUUCUCAUUAUAAGAAAGCCAUCAAACGAUU